This is a messenger RNA of Mercurialis annua (annual mercury), 1270 nucleotides long. Its product is annotated as adenylate kinase, chloroplastic. NCBI's taxonomy places the organism in Eukaryota, Viridiplantae, Streptophyta, Magnoliopsida, Malpighiales, Euphorbiaceae. The transcript has 7 exons. Gene Ontology annotation, cellular component: cytoplasm. The coding region runs from base 95 to 1033 and encodes 312 amino acids. Gene Ontology annotation, biological process: nucleoside triphosphate biosynthetic process. The record is from RefSeq and is a predicted model, not a curated record. Gene Ontology annotation, molecular function: AMP kinase activity; nucleoside diphosphate kinase activity; ATP binding.
UUGUCUGAGCAGCCUAGAGCAGUGAAAAUCAGUAACCGCCUUCGUCUCUCUCGGCUGUCUUUCUUAGACCGCCGGUAAACUCAGGAGGUAAAAAAUGGCGGCAUCUGUUACCUCUUGCGGUGUUAAUUUUGUCGCCGGAGAUAAAUCGCCGCGGAAUUUUCUGACGCCAUACUCUUCCUGUUCGUCUUCAAAGUCAUCUAAUCUUCAUUUCUGUUCAUCAUCAUUAUCCAACUCCGCCGAGAAAUUAUCAUUUGUUUCUACUAAUUCUUGCAUUUCUCUCCGUUCUUCCUAUCAGCAUACCCUAAUCUGGCCUCAUGUGGUGAAAACUCACAAUCAUGUUCAGGUUGUAGCUGCUGCUGCUAAAGCGGAGCCUUUGAAAAUUAUGAUAUCGGGAGCUCCUGCUUCCGGUAAAGGCACUCAAUGUGAGCUCAUCACUCAAAAAUAUGGUUUGGUGCAUGUUGCUGCUGGAGAUUUGUUGAGAGCAGAAAUUGCUUCUGGCAGUGAAAAUGGGAAGCGUGCGAAGGAAUUCAUGGAGAAAGGACAACUCGUGCCAAAUGAAAUAGUUGUCAUGAUGGUGAAGGAGCGUCUAUUGCAGCCAGAUGCUCAAGAAAAUGGGUGGCUUUUGGAUGGAUAUCCUAGGAGUUUGUCACAAGCUACUGCUUUCAUGGAACUUAACUUGAAGCCUGAUCUCUUUAUUCUCCUAGAAGUCAAUGAAGAUAUGCUUGUUGAGAGGGUUGUUGGGCGUAGGUCAGACCCUGUUACUGGGAAGAUAUACCACUUGAAGUAUUCUCCUCCUGAGACUGAAGAAAUUGCUGCGAGACUUACCCAACGUUUUGAUGAUACGGAAGAAAAGGUGAAAUUGCGAUUGCAAACUCAUCAUCAAAAUGUCGAGGCAGUACUCUCCAUAUAUGAAGACAUUACAUUAAAGGUCAAUGGGAACGUUUCGAAAAACGAAGUGUUUGCACAAAUUGACAAUGCUCUCACAGAAUUACUGGAGGACGGGAAGGCGAUGUCAGAAUCUGUAGCUGCAUAGUUGAGGAAAAAGAAAAUGUAAAAGAUUGCAUAGGAGUUAUCAAUACUCUAUAGUCUAUACAAAGGUGUGUUCCUUCACUUCUGUAAUAACUCUCUACCUGGAAAUCCCCUUGGUCUAUUAUCAAAUUCAUAUUUAGAAACUACCAGUUCCUCGUCCAAAUUUUUUUUAUUACAACCAUCAUUACUCUUUGAAAUGUAAAACGUGGGCAUUUAAUAUUAUAAAGUUAUUCUUUUUUUA